CCUGUCACAUGUUGCCUACAGUAAGAUCAUAUGACCUCAGUCGAUGAAAAUGAAAGCUCAAUGCUGCUGGAUUGAACCUAUAGUGUUUAUUUUGAUAUUUAAAGCAUGUUUUAACGCAAGUAAUCAACUGACUAAACAACAGGUAUGUUGUCUCUGCGGUGGUACAGUCCUCAAUGGCACUAUGGUGGGUCAGUUUUGCUCUUCAUCCGCUGGACGGAUAGACGGUCGCUGCUGCAUAAAGAAUAACACUGACGAUCCUGAACAUAUAAUUGGGUUGGACCUAUCCAAUUGUUCACUAACUCAUGUGGACUAUAUCCAGGGAGCAGAUACAGCGUCAAUAAUAGACCUCUCACUCAAUCCUAUUGUCAACAUCAGUGACACAGCGUUUCAAGGAUUUCGUGACCUAAAUUACAUGAUCUUGCCACAGGAUAUGAAUUGUCCAGGAGGGAACGCUUCUUGGCAACAAAUAGAAGUCAAAUAUGGAAACCGCUAUUGUGAAGGUCAACUGAAUAUGUGCAACCAGACAGGACAGCUGUCCAUGAACUGUCCAGAAAACUCCCUCUGUGCACCCUACGGUCCUGGAUUCUAUGAGUGCAGCUGUGCUGAGAAGUACCACGGAUACAAGUGUCUUCGAGAGGGGGAGUUUCCAGCUCUCCAGGUGUUCGGGCCUCUUGCAGCAUCUACAGUUGUGAUUUCCUUCCUGCUGUGGGCCACCCAGAGACGUAAAGCCAAAUCCGUCUGAGGCUCAGCUGCAGCAGACUGCUUUUAAACUGACACUCCUGAAAGGGACAAUGCUGACACAGGCCAAGGUGAAGACAGGGUUCUUAAAUAUUUUAUGGAUGUUAUACACUUUAAGGAGCAGCUGAAUCUUAAAGGAAAUUUAGAAACUGACAUUUUCUUUUUAUUUUUAUCAGGGUAAUUUUAGGGGAAAAAAAGACUUAAUUUAUAAAAUGUCCUUUUUUUGUCACAACUGACACUUUUAACACUUUAUUACAUGCAGUCGACUGACA
Molecule: messenger RNA, 1010 nt
Organism: Melanotaenia boesemani (Boeseman's rainbowfish)
Lineage: Eukaryota; Metazoa; Chordata; Actinopteri; Atheriniformes; Melanotaeniidae
Gene: atraid
Product: all-trans retinoic acid-induced differentiation factor
Exons: 7
Coding region: 44-742 (232 amino acids)
Biological process (GO): positive regulation of osteoblast differentiation
Cellular component (GO): intracellular membrane-bounded organelle
Source: RefSeq, a predicted model, not a curated record